This is a messenger RNA of Bradysia coprophila, 1503 nucleotides long. RefSeq lists its product as uncharacterized. NCBI's taxonomy places the organism in Eukaryota, Metazoa, Arthropoda, Insecta, Diptera, Sciaridae. Gene Ontology annotation, molecular function: protein binding. The record is from RefSeq and is a predicted model, not a curated record.
GUUAACAAGAGACACUCUUCAUUUUUUAAUAAUUGACCUUUACAAAAAUCAUGGCCUCGCCGAAUGAUCAAGUGUUUGGCAACAUCAGCGAUCAUUGCAUCAGUAACAUAAUGAAAUAUCUGAAACCGAAAGACCUUCUGGAGUGUGGUCGAGCAUGUAAACGACUUUAUAAAUUGUCUCGGCGUCAAUUUAUUAAGAAACAUUCAAUGAGAGAGGUGCAGAUUAGGUUACUUGACAAUGGAAGACUUAGUGUUACACCGAGCGCAAAAAAUUUUCAUUAUUAUGGUAAUAUAUUCAGAAAUGUGUCGAUUCGAUCGUGGAACUUUCAGACAAACAGAGCUUUGAAGCUUGCCAACCUCACAAAUUUUAUGUUGAUGAAAUGUGCUCAAAAAAUGGACAAAAUUUACAUUGUUGGUGAUAUUGAAUUGGUGCCGUUCGGUCAGAUUAUACAAGACCGCCUUGUACACGUGCAAACAGUGGAAUUUCGAAACCGACAUGGAACUUUCGAUGAGGCACAAUUUCUCCAUCAAUAUUGCCCGAAUUUGAACAAAUUGAUAUUAGGUACAGGAAUCGAUAACACAAAUGUCGAUGCAAUCCUCCAGCAAAUCUAUAAGCAGCUAACACAUUUCUAUUGCUUGUACGGCAGUGUGAAGAAUCUCAGUUCAGAAAGGUUGGAACAGUUUUUCGAGAACAAUAACAAAAUCAAAAAAAUUGUAUGGAAAUUCGGUAUGUGCAGCGACCUAGACAGACUUGACUCUGUUGACUUCAUCGGAACGCUUCACCAUCUCCCACAUUUGCAACAUUUUCUGUUUAGCUUUGCCGAUCAACUAGCGAAAUAUUCAGACGUAGAGUUUGAAGUUAUGUGCCAUCAGUUGAUUGAGUUAUGUAACCGAGAUAAUUUUCAAUGUCUGGAAUUACAAUUAUAUUGUCCUCGACAAUCAGCCAUCGAUGCACCAAUUAUACUUUUUCGUAUGACACAUUUCGUCGAAAUGGAUAAACUGACCAAAAUUCAUUUAAACCGUUUCCCACUGGUUGCUUUGAUACCGACAUUACGUUUGCUGGUUAAUUUAAGAUCUUUGGUUUUGUACGAUUGUCGAAUGAACGCGUUUUACGAAGAAGACAACGACUCAACGGACGAUGGAUCUAGUGCAAGUGGUGAUAUGGACGAUCCACAAAUGUCACUGCCUCAAGUCCAGGAAAUUUUCUAUAAAAACGGGCGCUACGACAAUCUAACUGCAGUUCUAAUGCUGCCCAUCAGACACUGGAGAAACUUGAAACGAAUAUUUGUGCCUGCUAACUACGGCAUCAGCUUGGAUGUUGCUGAAUUGAAUCAAGCCAGAGAAAGUUUGAACAACGCAUGCGAAGUGAACAUUUUCACGAACCAUAAAAGUUUACCGACAAACCUUCAGUAUGAAUUGGUAAAAUUGAGAUGUGUGGAUUCAAUCAAUACGGUUAAGCUUCGUCGACAGUACAAUUAAUUGGACAAUAAAUUAUUUGAGAAUC